Molecule: messenger RNA, 1100 nt
Organism: Coffea eugenioides
Lineage: Eukaryota; Viridiplantae; Streptophyta; Magnoliopsida; Gentianales; Rubiaceae
Product: isoflavone reductase homolog
Exons: 4
Coding region: 47-985 (312 amino acids)
Molecular function (GO): oxidoreductase activity
Source: RefSeq, a predicted model, not a curated record
UUAAUCUUGGUUCAAUCACUUGAAAGGCCAAAAGAAAAGAGCAAAAAUGGCUAAGAGCAAAGUUCUUGUUGUGGGGGGCACUGGUCAUGUGGGUAAGAGGAUAGUGAAAGCUUGCUUAGCUCAAGGGCAUACAACGUAUGUUCUCCAAAGGCCAGAGAUCGGUCUGGACAUUGGUAAAUUGCAGAUGUUGUUGUCGUUUAAGGAGCAAGGAGCUCACCUUGUUGAGGGUUCAUUUUCUGAUCAUCAAAGCCUUGUGGAUGCCGUAAAACUAGUUGAUGUUGUCAUCUGCACCAUGUCUGGUGUGCAUUUCAGAAGUCAUAGCAUUUUAAUGCAGCUCAAGCUUGUUGAGGCCAUCAAAGAAGCUGGUAAUAUCAAGCGUUUCUUGCCAUCAGAGUUCGGCAUGGAUCCUGCUAGAAUGGGAGAUGCCCUUGAACCAGGAAGGGUAUCAUUUGAUGAGAAGAUGAUUGUGAGAAAAGCAAUUGAAGGAGCUAAAAUCCCUUUCACUUAUGUCUGUGGUUGCUGCUUUGCUGGUUACUUUGUUGGUAACUUGUCUCAGUUGGGUACUCUAGUUCCACCAAAAGAAAAAGUGAAUAUAUAUGGCAAUGGCAACAUGAAAGUGGCUUAUAUGGACGAAGAUGAUAUAGCUACUUAUACGAUCAAGACCAUAGAUGACCCGCGAGCACUGGACAAGACAGUUUAUCUUCGACCACCAGAAAAUAUCCUCACUCAAAGGCAAUUGAUUGAGAAGUGGGAAAAUCUUACAGGAAGAAAACUAGAAAAAUGCAGCAUUCCUGCAAAAGACUUCCUAGAUUCUAUGAAAGACAUGGACUAUGCUGGCCAAGUUGCCGUUGGCCAUUUCUAUCACGUAUUCUAUGAGGGCUGUUUGACAAACUUUGAAGCAGGAAAAGAUGGUAAAGAAGCUUCUGAGCUAUAUCCGGAAGUUGAAUACACCCGCAUGGAAUCAUACUUGAAACGUUAUGUUUAGAUACAUUGUUCAAUUUUCUUGGGAGAUGAAGUGCAUUACAGUAAAUUUUGUGCUUCAAUAAAGGAUCUGAUGUAUUUCAGUUUAAACUUACUCUUUUUCCUACACUUGAUUUUCA